Molecule: messenger RNA, 1460 nt
Organism: Bemisia tabaci
Lineage: Eukaryota; Metazoa; Arthropoda; Insecta; Hemiptera; Aleyrodidae
Source: RefSeq, a predicted model, not a curated record
AUAAGUUUUCACAUUCAAUGAUGGGCUGGAUUUUAGUAAGGUUUACUCGGGAUAAAUCCGGAGACGUCAUCCCGGAAGGAUGGCUACAUAAAAACAAGGAGCAAGCUUACUGGCCGAAUUGCGGCACUAAAGAAGUUCAGGAAUUAAUUAAAAGUAACGAAAAAGUGAACACGAAGUGGAGAAAGUGGAAGAUUGCACUACUGUCCGACAUACGUUAUGGAACAUAUGACGAAGCUGUCAAGGCGUUUGACCAGCAGUGCAAAACCUUUCAGCGAAUGGCUGAAGAAACAGAUGACGAAAGUGUCCUGCUUAAAAGAAAAACGAAGGCAACUGCAAAGCCGGCUGUUGUCUCAUCCUUAUCGAUCCCGUUCAACCUUAAAACGAUUAAAAAAGCUUCGGAAAAUGAGGAACAUCAGAAAGAAAAGGAGGAUGUCAUUUCCUUGGAAAAUCUCAAUGAAGAUGACAAUUGCUCUUUAACAUCCUAUUCCGAUGACAAUGAUAGGAAUGAAGACUCUGACAAGGAAAGGGAGUCUGACGGCUCAAUAUCAAUAAUUAAUCAAAACCAAAUGGACCCAAACACACCUACUCCCCCUGCAAGUAACGAGGAGAAUAAGGAUGAUAACCCAAACCCACUUCCUUCCCCUGUGAAUCAGGAGGAGAAUGAGGGUGAUGGUUCUGCUAAAGAGGAUACUACCAAGGCAUCAAAUGAUGAUAAAAGCGAAUUGAAUUCCAAUGAUUUAAAGGAAAUAAAAAGCCUUCUGUUGGAGAUAAAAACAGAGGUCAAUCACUUGAACACCGUUGUCGAUGAAAAACGGUACUUUGAUUCCAAAUAUGACUACGCGGAAAUUGAAGAGCUUCUCCCUUUUUGCGAUGAUACAAAACUGGGGAAAUUUCACCAAAAGAUCAAAGAAGAAAAAAACUAUGAGUACAAAGUUAUAAAGUGCUUUCGGACCUACGGUGGAAGCACGGAAAGAAAAAUUGCCACCAAAAUUAUGGAACGCUUGCUGACAUACCCGCUUGCAUCUAAGUUCUCCAUGAAGGGUGGAAAACUAAAGGAAAGUUUUUCUGUCUUGAACGUGUAUCAAACUAUAAUAAAAGUUGUCAAACAUACCAUGACCCAGCCAAAUGAAAAAGAAAUUGACGCAGCAAUAGACUCCUUCUUGAGGCACGCCCCAGAUAAUGUGCCAACUGAGGAAGAAGAAAGAACUGUGAAAAAAAGGAAGCGGACAUUCCAGGUAAAACUUCCAUUCUAUUUGACUGUGAAAGGAAAAGAAAAAGCCGUAACCGACCAAGCAAAAGAAAAAGCCCUAACCAACCAAGCAAAAGGAGAAGUAGCAGCAAAAAAGGCAAAAACUAAUGAGACAACUGAACCGAAGACAGAUCCUCCUUCAGUACAAGCGGGCCCGUCAGCAGUUCCACUCAAUAUUGAGGUCAACAAAAGUUGAGUCCUCGUGAAAAAA